UUGCGCCCUGGAUAUUGCUCACGAACUGGACCGGAAGGUAACGACCCAACCAGAACCACAAGAUAUACCAUGCUGCGUCUCUUGGCCCCCAGAUUAUCCAGUCUUUGUACAAGGGUUGCUCCCUACUCCUCUGCUGCAUCUCUUCCAAACCCUGUGCUACAGCCAGAAGUCCGCUAUGACAAACUCUUCAUCAAUAAUGAGUGGAGGGAUGCAGUCAGCAAAAAGACUUUCCCAACAGUCAAUCCCUCAACGGGAGAGGUCAUCACUCAUGUGGCUGAAGGAGAUAAGGCAGAUGUAGACUUGGCUGUGAAAGCUGCCCGGGAAGCCUUUCGGCUAGGGUCUCCGUGGCGACAGAUGGAUGCUUCUGAGAGAGGCCGGUUACUCUACCGCCUGGCUGACCUAGUAGAGAGAGAUCGCACCUAUCUGGCCUCACUAGAGACCUUGGACAAUGGCAAGCCUUUCCAAGAAUCCUAUGCUCUGGACCUCGAUGAAGUCAUUAAGGUAUAUCGGUACUUUGCGGGCUGGGCAGACAAAUUCCAUGGGAAGACUAUCCCUAUGGAUGGAGAGCUCUUCUGCUACACAAGGCACGAGCCCAUUGGGGUGUGUGGCCAGAUUAUUCCAUGGAACUUUCCUUUGGUCAUGCAAGGCUGGAAACUUGCCCCAGCCCUUGCUGCUGGCAAUACUGUUGUCAUGAAGGUGGCUGAACAGACCCCACUCUCUGCCUUGUAUCUCGCCUCCUUGAUCAAAGAAGCUGGCUUUCCUCCUGGCGUAGUAAACAUCAUCACGGGCUACGGACCUACUGCAGGGGCUGCUGUGGCCCAACAUAUGGACAUUGAUAAAGUGGCCUUUACUGGCUCCACAGAGGUUGGCCAUCUGAUCCAGAAGGCGGCAGGGGACUCUAAUCUGAAGAGGGUCACCCUGGAGCUGGGUGGGAAAAGCCCCAGCAUCGUCCUGGCGGAUGCAGACAUGAAUCACGCUGUAGAACAAUGCCACGAAGCCCUCUUCUUCAACAUGGGCCAGUGCUGCUGUGCUGGCUCUCGGACCUUUGUGGAAGACUCCAUCUAUGACGAAUUUCUUGAAAGAACUGUAGAAAAAGCCAAGAAGAGGAAAGUUGGGAACCCCUUUGAGCUUGACACCCAGCAAGGGCCCCAGGUAGACAAAGAACAGUUUGAAAAAAUCCUGGGUUACAUCCAAGUAGGCCAGAAAGAAGGUGCCAAAUUGAUGUGUGGGGGAGAACGCUUUGGGGAGAAAGGCUUCUUCAUCAAGCCCACUGUCUUUGGCAAUGUACAAGACAGCAUGCGGAUUGCCAAGGAGGAGAUCUUUGGACCUGUGCAACCCGUGUUCAAAUUCAAAAAGUUAAGUGAGGUUAUUGAGAGGGCCAACGAUACCAAGUAUGGGUUAGCAGCGGCGGUCUUCACCAGGGACCUGGACAAGGCCAUGUAUGUGACCCAAGCCCUGCAAGCUGGAACAGUGUGGGUCAAUACCUAUAAUAUUGUAACAUGUCACACUCCUUUUGGAGGCUUCAAGGAAUCUGGAAAUGGGAGAGAGCUAGGGGAAGAUGGUCUCAGAGAAUAUGUAGAAGUAAAGACUGUAACAAUCAAAAUUCCACAGAAAAAUUCAUGAAAAAUGAACAUCAAAAUCCUCUUGGAUCAGACUCCAUGGGUCCUAUAACAAUCCAAGUUUUACUGAUUCCUUUUUUGUUCCAUGUAAUUAUUUUUAAAAAGAUGGUGAUUCUGAUCCAAAGAUGGCCUUUUGGCAUACUUCAAGAAAGCCCAAAGUUUUAAAGUUGGCAGGCUCUUCCAAUCUUGAUUCUUCUUCACUUUGAUUUGUUGGGUUCAUUGGUUUAAGUUUUUGUUAUCUCGUUUGAUGUUAUUUUCCUAACUUACAAUUUGAACCUCUUUCCCCUUUGCUACUGAUUUGUACUUAAUUUCACAUAUUUUUCUUCUAAAACUCCAA
Messenger RNA from Gracilinanus agilis (Agile Gracile Mouse Opossum), 1956 nucleotides. It is a transcript of the gene ALDH1B1, whose product is annotated as aldehyde dehydrogenase 1 family member B1. The record is from RefSeq and is a predicted model, not a curated record. The coding region runs from base 70 to 1623 and encodes 517 amino acids. NCBI's taxonomy places the organism in Eukaryota, Metazoa, Chordata, Mammalia, Didelphimorphia, Didelphidae. The transcript has 2 exons. Gene Ontology annotation, molecular function: aldehyde dehydrogenase (NAD+) activity.